AUGGCAGGAGGCCUUCCCCAGCCUCCUUUCGUCUGGCGCGUGGGCUCUCCAGGCCUUGGCACCAGCCGGGUCAGGCGUCGAAGAAUCCGGGACAGUCUCGUCGGGUGUCCCCAGCGGCCACCUGCACCUGGGAGGAGGUUUGGACGCCGAGGUACCACCGCGCACACGGAGCGCUCACCGUGCCUGGGCUCUGCAGCUGCCAACCCAGGCCUGACUGGAGCAAGGGAUGCGCCGCAGGUAGAAGGAGCUGUCCCUGCGGGAGACGCCCUAAGUGUGAUGUGCGGGGUGCCCUCGAUAGCGGAACACGCCCCUUUAAGGAGGAUUCCUAAGGCUGUCGCGACGGCGGGGACCGCCGGGGGCGGAAGCUGGCCAGUCCUGGGUUGCGGGGCCCGCUACACGGUUCUGGCGCCGCGUGAGUCCCCCACUGGCUGCUCUGAAAAGCCAUCUUUGCAUUGUUCCCGAUUCGGCUCCUCGCUCGCCGCAGCCACCUCCGCCGCGCGCCUCCUCCGCGGACCCCGGCAGCUAUCUCGCCAGAGUCUCCGAACUCGCGCUUUCCUUUUCACCCGCUGCACCGCACCACCAGCGUUCCCCACCAUGUCAGACGCUGCCGUGGACACCAGCUCCGAGAUCACCACCAAGGACCUAAAGGAGAAGAAGGAGGUUGUGGAAGAGGCGGAGAACGGAAGAGACGCCCCUGCUAAUGGGAACGCUAACGAGGAGAACGGCGAGCAGGAGGCAGACAACGAGGUAGACGAGGAGGAGGAGGAAGGCGGGGAGGAAGAGGAGGAGGAGGAGGAAGGUGACGGUGAGUAGCGCGCCCCGCUCCGC
Messenger RNA from Fukomys damarensis (Damara mole-rat), 828 nucleotides. It is a transcript of the gene Ptma, whose product is annotated as prothymosin alpha. NCBI's taxonomy places the organism in Eukaryota, Metazoa, Chordata, Mammalia, Rodentia, Bathyergidae. The coding region runs from base 1 to 813 and encodes 270 amino acids. Gene Ontology annotation, molecular function: histone binding. Gene Ontology annotation, cellular component: nucleus. The record is from RefSeq and is a predicted model, not a curated record. The transcript has 6 exons. Gene Ontology annotation, biological process: positive regulation of transcription by RNA polymerase II; negative regulation of apoptotic process.